GAUCGUUAUCGGUAUCAAUCGCGAUGGCCGCAUCUUCCGCAUCAGUUUGUCGUCGUUUCCACACGUUUUCCGAUUCUUUAACUCUUCGCCGGGCCUAAGAAGCAGUCACAUUCCCGUUGGAAAGGAUGUCUGACGUGCUCCAGUUUGCAUAACCCAUCAUUAGCGCGACGGAGUUUGCGCUAGCAGCCACACCCACUCCCCAAAUGAUGAAAGAAGGGGAUGUCGACUAUGUUGCCUUCCUAACUGAUAACUCAAACAAGAGUCAAGACGGCAACAAGGGAAACAUGCAGUAUGUCUCCUGCACCAAGCGGCGAGCUGUUAUCAUCGGCAUCUGCAUAUUCAUAGCCAUCCUCGUUAUUGCGCUCAUCGCCGCGUUUGCGCGGCCCGUGCUGCGCUGCCCCAUCGUCAAGGGACCUCCCAGCGAAAAGGGGGGCGCCACUAGUACACCCGAGCCUCCGAAACCAAGCGGGCCGCCGCCCUACGGGAAAUGGAACGACAUUCGCUUGCCCCCUUUCAUCCUUCCCAUCCACUACAGCCUCCACAUGCGGCCGAACCUCACGGCCGCCUUCUUCAGCGGCUCCGUCAACGUCACCCUCACGGUGAACCAGUCCACGGACUUCCUCAUCAUUCACGCGAAGAACCUCACGCUCAAGGAACCGCAGCUCCUCGGACCAGGAGCCCCGCAGACAACCGCGUGGGGCGAGAUCCCGCAGCACGACCAGGUUUACGUGGAGUUUGACGGAAGCCUCGCGCCGAACACCAAUUACACGUUGCGUCUCGAGUUCGAGGCCCACCUGCACCGGGAUUUGGUCGGGUUCUACCUGAGCUCUUACACCACCAAGAAUAACGAGACGAAGCUGGUGGCGGCUACCCAGUUUGAGCCGACGUCCGCCCGAAAGGCGUUCCCGUGUUUCGACGAACCCGGGCUAAAAGCGACGUUCAAGCUGACCAUCUGGCAUGACUCCGACCUGGAAGCGUUCGCAAAUAUGGGUGUCAGUAGCGUCGGUUUCGACGGGGGUUCGCGGGUGACCGAUUUCCACACGUCGCUAAGAAUGAGCACGUACCUGGUGGCGUUUGUCGUAUGUGAUGGGUACAAGGACACGUACGUAAACUUCAAUUAUGGAGGCAGGAUAAUGAAGUUGAGUGUGCUCGUGCCCAGCAAGCAAGUUCCGCAAGGCAAUUUUGCUCGCGACAUAAUGGCAAAAUCACUCAAAUUUUACAACGAGUUCUUCAACAUUCCCUAUCCCAUGGACAAAUUAGACCUGAUAGCGAUCCCAGACUUUGGCCCUGGUGCAAUGGAGAACUGGGGGCUGAUAACAUUCCGAAUGAGCUCCCUGUUGUACGACGAUGUCUUGACUCCAGUCAAGAGCAAGGAGCGGAUCGCCUCUACCGUCGCACACGAGCUCGCUCAUCAGUGGUUCGGCAACCUUGUGACAAUGGAGUGGUGGGACGACCUCUGGCUCAACGAGGGCUUUGCUACCUUCCUCGAGAAUGUUGCCUUGGAUCACAUAGGGAAAGAAUGGGAAGCCAUGGCCACAUUUCCUUGCACCACUACACAGCCAGCCCUGGACCUCGAUGCACUGCGGGCCUCCCAUCCCAUUUCUGCCAGCGUUCACGACCCUGCUGACAUUGAUGCUCUGUUUGACUCCAUCUCUUACAACAAGGGAGCUGCUGUAAUUUACAUGCUGCAAAGUUUCUUGGGAUCUGACCCUCUCAAGAUGGGACUUACGCACUACUUAACCAACUACAGGUUCAAAAAUGCCCGCACGGAAGACCUCUGGGAUGCCUUUACCAACGUGACAUCAGGGCAGUUGAAUGUUGAAGAAGUUAUGAAUACAUGGACUCGUCAGAAGGGCUACCCACUGAUACAACUGAAGGUGUCUGGUGGACGCCUGUGGGCCAAUCAGACACGAUUUCGUCUGGUGGGUGAUGAAAGUGAUGAAGCAACCACUGACGACCUCUCUGAGUUUGGCUACAAAUGGUUUGUUCCCCUGACGAUCAUGACAGAUGCCAACCAAACAUCCCAGCUGUAUUGGAUGAACAAGACAGAUGUUCAAAUUCCAUUUGACGGAACGGCAAAGUGGAUCAAGGCAAAUACCAACCAAACUGGGUUCUACAGGGUGAACUAUGAGAAUUCUAACUGGGAAGCUCUUAUUGAACAGCUGAACACUGACCACGAGGUGCUCUCUGCUUCAGACAGAGGUGGUCUUCUUGAUGAUGCAUUCACCCUAGCCAGGACUGGGGAGCUGGCAGUGCCGCUGACCAUGAACCUCACCAAGUAUUUGAGCAAAGAGCGUCACUUUGCGCCAUGGGCCACAGCGUUGCCGCAUUUCUUCGACCUCUGCAAGCUGGGUUGGGACAGCCCUUGGCUGCCACACGUCAAGGCUCACAUUCUUGAAGUCCUGCGUCCAGUGACGGAAGAUUUGGGCUGGAAGGACGAAGGUUCACUCCUGCAAAAGAAGCUACGAGCAGAGGUGCUUUUGAGUGGAUUGUCAUUGGGUGACGAAAAAGUCUUCGCUGAAGCCACAAAAAGGUUCUAUGCGUGGACAAAUGGAAGUCAGGUCCCUGCUAAUCUGAAGGACAUAGUUUACCGUGCUGGAAUAAUCCGUGGGGGCCGGAAGGAGUGGAAUUUUUGCUGGAGCAAGUACGUGUCAUCCCAAGUGCCCUCAGAGAAAGCUCUGCUUCUUCAUGCUUUGGGAGCCAGUCGUGACAUGUGGCAACUGAAUCAGUUCCUUCAGUUCUCGCUAGAUCCCGAAAAGAUCAAAGCGCAAGAUGUGCACACGGUGAUUGGUGUGGUUGCAGAAAACCCUAUUGGCCACCUUGAAACAUGGAGGUUCUUACGACAACACUGGGAUACCAUCUACAACCUAUUCAAGGAGACUACAUUCUCAUUGGACAGCAUCAUAUCGGACGUAGUGUCUCGGUUCACGACUGAGUACGACUACGAAGAGGUGAAAGGUUUCUUCGCAAAGGUCGACCUCAAGGCUGGAAAGAUCGCGUUGGAGCAGGCGUUGGAACGUGUCCGUGCUAACAUCUUCUGGAAGAAAAAUAUCGAGAAGCACAUGCAGCUCUGGCUCGAGCAACAGCCGUUGCAAGUGCGCUAACCCCACUGGGCUCGCCAUACUCACGGUUGUCUGGUCAACUUUUUAAAAACUUUUUUUCGAAGUUGCUGCCACUAGUUCUCCCUGAACCACAGGGAUCCGGGUAAGACGUUUCGGGGCCCAAUCUUUUUAACGGACCUCCGAUUUUAUGAUUUUACAGGACGUUUUCUUUCCUGCGAUACAUCGCAUACAUUUUUUUUUUUCUUUUACCAGCGUCUCACAUUUUGCUGCACCAAUCGCAAGAUCCCCUUCCCGUUGCAACAUAUCUCUUUUUGUGUCACUUUUUAUUGACUUCGCUGCUAUAUUACUUGUGUGUGUGUGCAGUUCUGGUUGUGCAAGAGGUGGUAGAGGCAAAGAGGUGCAAAAGCUUCACUUUCCUCAGCUGUUGUGUUUUGCAGUGCUAUCUUGAUGGUACAGUUUCCCAUAUGGCAUGAUUUUUCUUUACAUGUCAUGUCAACGGGGUCCUUUUCUCUUUCUCACACGUACUGUUUUCCGUGCAGCGCAGCUUUUCCCAGUGUUCUCUAGAAAGUUGCACCGGCAUUCGUGGGAGACGUUUUAUAAUCUCAGCAAAAGCACGUUGAAGAUCGUACGACAAGCAUAAUUGCGCAGUCAGUGAAUGUGCUGACAAAAGCCUUAAAGUGGCUUAAUGAAUCUCAUGGCUUUUAUGUUGAAUGAGAGCGUUUGGCAGCACCCUUACUCAGUGAAUACUGAGAAGAUAUUAAGUUUAUUGGUGAUGCAAGCGAAGCUUUCUGUUAUGAUUCUGUGUUUUAUAAUCUCAGCAAAAGCAUGUUCAAGAUCGUACGACAAGCAUAAUUGCGCAGUCAGUGAAUGCGCUGACAAAAGCCUUAAAGUGGCUUAAUGAAUCUCACGGCUUUUAUGUUGAAUGAGAGCGUUUGGCAGCACCCUUACUCAGUGAAUACUGAGAAGAUAUAAAGUUUGUUGGUGAUGCAAGCAAAACUUUGUUAUGGUUGUAGCAUGCUGUUUAUUUUUAUAUACCAUGUGUCAGGAGUUUUAUUAUUUUUAUGAAUCUCUGCUACUGUCUGUAUUCAUGGUUUAUUGAAUCUCAAGCUGACACAGCCAGUGUUCUCAUCAAGAAACAGCCCCCUGUCAUGUCUAAUAGGGCGUAAGACAGUCAUUCGCUGAGAGGAAUCUUGCUUGUUGGCACCAUAUCUUUCGUCCAAUAGAAAGGAGUCAGUUGCAGGGUACUACAUGUCAUUACAUAAACAUCCAAUCAUGUGCGGUGCACACCCGCGAUGUGCCAAUACCAUAUGUGGUACUCUUCCCCCGAUGCAACUUUGGUGAAUUAGGAUUUUUGCUUAAUUUGAUUGCGUUAAAGAGUACAGGCAUAUA
Molecule: messenger RNA, 4451 nt
Organism: Ornithodoros turicata
Lineage: Eukaryota; Metazoa; Arthropoda; Arachnida; Ixodida; Argasidae
Product: glutamyl aminopeptidase-like
Exons: 16
Coding region: 204-3104 (966 amino acids)
Biological process (GO): proteolysis; peptide catabolic process
Cellular component (GO): cytoplasm
Molecular function (GO): zinc ion binding; peptide binding; metalloaminopeptidase activity
Source: RefSeq, a predicted model, not a curated record